ACUUGCGAUUUCUUCCUCAGAAAUCAACAACUCAAUAGAUAAACCAAGAUGCCUCGCGCCAAACGAGCAAAACAGUACCGGAAGCUCAUGGAGCAAUUUUCCAUGGGCUUUGGUUUUCGUGAGCCGUAUCAAGUCUUAGUAGACGCCGACUUUAUUGCGGAAGGAAACAAAUGCAAAAUGGACCUGAUUCGCCGAUUGGAGGAUACACUACAUGGACAAGUCAAGCCGAUGAUUACCCAAUGCUCAAUGCGACACCUCUACGAACGAAAAUCAGAACCUGGAGUCCAAGCCGCAAUAGAACAAGCAAAGAGCACAUUCGAGCGACGACGAUGCGGUCAUCAUCCCGACGAGUAUCCGGAACCACUAAGUGCACUCGAAUGUAUGCAUUCAGUUGUCGAUCCAAAGGACAAUGGAGUGAAUAAGCAUCGCUACGUCUGUGCUAUCAACGAUGAUGAUGUUAGGUCAUACCUACGACAAGUAGCAGGAACUCCCUUAAUCUUCAUCAGGAGGUCAGUUAUGAUCAUGGAACCAAUGGCAACAGUUAGUGCGAAGAUCAGAUCAAAAGACGAGAGGAGCAAAUUCAGAGCAGAACUCAAAGCACCUGCCGCCAGAAAGAGGAAGAGAGACGAGGAUGAAGAUGACAGCGAUCAGGACGAUGAUGGAGAGCAAAAUACAUCAGGAACAAGAACAGCACAACAGCCUGAGAAGAAAAAGAAGAAACCUUUUGGUCGCAAAGAGCCUAACCCGUUAGCUGUCAAAAAGAAGAAGUCGAAAUCGAAACCAACAAACGACCAACAUUCUAAAGCAUCCGACGCGAAAGACGCGACCAGGGCAGAGGAGGCAGGACAAACGGAUGCACCGAAGCGAAAACGUAGACGAAAGCAUAAGAGCGGCACAAGUACUGAGAAUGCCACUACCUCUAAUGAUGCCGGUGUUGAGGUGGAUGCAUAGGUGUUGGGAUAGAUCUGAAAACUAAUUUGCAUCUAAGCAAAAUGGAGGGUCUGGCAUACAAAAUUGGCGUUUUCUUGCGAUCAUGAUGGGGAUCCUGCGCUUUGUAGUCUAAGCAUUUGAUACCAUAAUUUAAGGCUGCUUUUCGUGCUCCCCAAUUCUUUCCUCGCGAUAAGGAAAGAUCCUGCUCGCAGAAUUCGUGCCCGCCUCUUAGGUAGAUUCGCAACUAUUCCCAUUUACUCACCGUAUCUUUAUCGGUUCUAGCACUUAGGUAGCAAUAGAAGUCAAUAGGGGAGUUUUAUGGCAUGAUUUAGAGGGUUAGUGGGGUUUUACAGCUGUCAGAGGCCGCGAAUUAAGCCGUACUCAGCCUCAAUUACCACUAUCCGAUACGCUAGCAAGGAUACCUAGGUACAUUUACUGACGUAUUCAGGCGUAUUGAUUGUGGCUUUCCACC
This is a messenger RNA of Hypoxylon trugodes, 1402 nucleotides long. RefSeq lists its product as uncharacterized. Gene Ontology annotation, cellular component: nucleolus; small-subunit processome. The transcript is spliced from 2 exons. NCBI's taxonomy places the organism in Eukaryota, Fungi, Ascomycota, Sordariomycetes, Xylariales, Hypoxylaceae. The record is from RefSeq and is a predicted model, not a curated record. The coding region runs from base 49 to 951 and encodes 300 amino acids. Gene Ontology annotation, molecular function: small ribosomal subunit rRNA binding.